Molecule: messenger RNA, 1041 nt
Organism: Prosopis cineraria
Lineage: Eukaryota; Viridiplantae; Streptophyta; Magnoliopsida; Fabales; Fabaceae
Product: ATP-dependent DNA helicase RRM3-like
Exons: 2
Coding region: 1-1041 (346 amino acids)
Biological process (GO): telomere maintenance; DNA repair
Molecular function (GO): DNA helicase activity
Source: RefSeq, a predicted model, not a curated record
AUGUCUUCAUUAUGCUCGAAAGCUACUAAUCAUUUCUUCUUUGUUUAUGGUUAUGGAGGAAUUGGGAAAACUUUCUUAUGGAAUGCUUUGAUAUCUGUUCUACGUGCUGCUGGUGAGAUUGUCUUGACUGUUGCAUCUAGUGGCAUUGUUGCAACUUUGUUACCUUCAGGAAGGACGGCACAUUCAAGGUUUGCAAUCCUUAUUCAAAUUACUAAGGAAUCCGUUUGCCAUAUAAAACAAAAUUCUCCCUUUGCAUGUCUUAUUCAAUGCACUAAAUUGAUAAUAUGGGAUGAAGCUCCAAUGGUCCAAAGUUAUUGUAUUGAGGCCUUUAAUAGAACAUUAAGGGAUAUUAUGCAUUCAAACCGUCCUUUUGGUGGUAAGUGUGUUGUCAUGGGUGGUGAUUUUCGUCAAAUUCUUCUAGUGAUUCCAAAAGGUAUAAGAGUAAUCAUUGUUGAUGCAUGUAUUAGUUCAUCACAUUUAUGGGAUUAUUGCAAGUCAAUAGAAGACUCUGAUAGCUUUGAUGAUUUGUAUACAACAGAGUUCUUGAACAUGGUAACUUGCUCUGGAUUACCUCCACAUAAGCUAACUUUGAAGGUUGGGGCACCCGUUAUGUUAAUGCGAAAUAUUGAUCAAGCUUCUGGGCUUUGUAACGAAACUCGAUUACGAAUCACACAGUUAGGAAAAAGUGUCAUAGAAGGGAUCAUAUUGAAUGGAUCAAAUCAAAAUGAUAAGGUGUUAAUCCAUAUGAUGGACAUAAAUCCUUCAGAAAGUAGGUGGCCAUUCAAGAUGAAACGAAGGCAAUUCCCUGUGUCGCUAUCCUUUGCAAUGAUUAUCAACAAAAGUCAAGGGCAAUCUUUACAUCAUGUAAGAUUAUAUCUUACAAAGCUUGUCUUCACACAUGGUCAAUUAUAUGUGGCAUUAUCAAGAGUUAAAGACAUGAAUGGCCUAAAGAUCCUAUUGCAUGGAGAUGACUGUCAUCAAAAGAGCUCAAUAACAAAUGUUGUUUGCAGGGAAAUAUUUCAAAAGUUGUUGUUAGUGUGA